Messenger RNA from Acipenser ruthenus (sterlet), 4290 nucleotides. Its product is annotated as homeobox protein vent1-like. The transcript has 3 exons. Gene Ontology annotation, molecular function: RNA polymerase II cis-regulatory region sequence-specific DNA binding; DNA-binding transcription factor activity, RNA polymerase II-specific. NCBI's taxonomy places the organism in Eukaryota, Metazoa, Chordata, Actinopteri, Acipenseriformes, Acipenseridae. The coding region runs from base 2839 to 3624 and encodes 261 amino acids. Gene Ontology annotation, cellular component: nucleus. The record is from RefSeq and is a predicted model, not a curated record. Gene Ontology annotation, biological process: regulation of transcription by RNA polymerase II; cell differentiation.
UCAGAGGUUUAAUGUAUUAGUCUAGAAAUAAUGUUUAGGGGAACAUCAAAUUCCCAAAUUGAUUUGAUUUACACAAUUUUAACAGUACAAUAUAGUGCAAUUUAAAUGUUUGAACAUCAUUAAAAAGAUUAUGAUUAAGAUAGUUUACUGUGCAUACCUCUAGACUGGGCUCACUGUGACAGCGGAUUGAGGGGUUAGAUGAGGAUCAGGGACAAGCAAUGAUCUGUGUUAACUACUGGUAGAAAAUAUUGCUGUUUAUUAUUAUUAUUAUUAUUAUUAUUAUUAUUAUUAUUAUUAUUAUUAUUAUUAUUAUUAUUAUUAUUAUCAUGUGUUUAAUUAACAAUUAAAAAUUCACAGUACAUACAAAAGAAAAGUUUAAAACAGAAAUACACUUAACAUAAAUAGGACUAGGAACUACAGCACCACAUGAAUCAAAAUAAAUAUCCACUUUCUUACAGUUAUAUUUUGACAUUCAUAAUGUGAACAGACAUCAACAUUGACUGUUCGCUGUACUCUGUAGACUUUGGUGUAUAUUAUAUCUGCUGUUUAAAAAUGUCCUUGAAGUAGAGAAGAGAAUAAAAUAGUUUUGUAUAAAUUUUGCAACUGUUACAAAGAUCAUUUGCAAAUUAAAUUGAUUUCUUAAAUGAUCUCGUUUAAAAAUCAUAUUUUAUUUAUGCACAUAAAAAAUGAUCCCAAGGCAUCCAAACAAAAAAAAGACCUUGUCUCUUUUACGUUUUGAAUAACUAGUGUUCAAUAGUGUUUUUUCUUCUUAAACAGCCUUUUGUGUAAUUGCAAAUAUUAGCUAGCUUUGUUGCAUACCUAAGUAAAGCCAUACAAACUAACACAGAGAAUGUGGUGAAGUAAUUUAUUAUUGUUUUUAUGUAUUUUCUUUUUUUCUGAUCAGACUCACCUCAUAUACGCUUGUGCAGCAGAUAGUGUGUGGUCAGGGUGAAGUUAACAGCUGGUUGCCUGUGCAAUAAAACAGAAAAUAGAAUUUGCUUUAAAUAAAAACAAGUUACAUAAUUAAACAAAUGUAUAUUUAUACUAAAAUAUAUAAUGCAUAGUGAAUUACAUUAUAUACUACAAUGCAAUUCCAUUAUAUUGCACCAUUUGUUAAUUUAGAAUGGAUGAUCAACUUGUAAUGGAGCAUUGUAGAAGAUCUGAUGAAAUGAGGAUUGAUCACCUGCUAACACCCGCAGUCACCAGUUUGAGAAAUCCAAAAAAUAUAUAUCAACACAACUGAAGGUACAGUUUCUUUCUUUCUUUCUUUCUUUCUUUCUUUCUUUCUUUCUUGUAGAUUGAACAUUUAAUCACUUGAAGUCAAACUAGAUUGAAGCCAUAACAUGCCAGAAGAGUAACUGUUUGAAUGGAUGGGGGAGGGAUAUUGGAGGAAUUUCCAUGCUAUUCAUUAAACAUGGGCUUUUCUAUAUCAACUUCAUUGUGACUACAUAAUUAAAUAACAAAUAAUAGCUACAAAAUACACUUAAAUAUAUUAUAUAAUCAAAUCAUAUUUCAAAAUAUGGGUCUGUACUGGAAACCAGUGGGUGGUGUCAAUAAUGUAUUCUAAAAUUUGCAAGACUAUAAGAAAAUUCAGUUGAGCUGCUGCCUGUAUGCAAUGCCAUUACAGCAGCGCCAACACCGCCUACUGAUAACCAUCCAGUACUGUUGAUCCCUGCUUUACUAUUCAUUAGCAUUGCUUUGUUCAUCAAAGAACAUGCCUAAUGGUUUAGAUAGCACGCAUGCUGUGCAUGAAACUGAUAUUUGAGUGAAACUGAUAUUUGAAAUGCAAAACAGUCUUAGCGUGGGAGACCUUACGGUCGUAACAGGCUCCCGCGUUUAUUAAUAUGACUAUUUAACUCCUUUACACUAUAUACUAUAAUUAAGACGGCGUAUAACCGGCGAGGUGUAGCAUAACACAUUAACCCAAACUAACCAGCCGGAGUCUAUUGUUCUCGUGAAAGAGACUAAUUUAAAUGUCUAGAGAUAUGGAAAUCGGGGCAAUCGUUCUACUACUUCCUGUAUUAUAUACACGUUCCCUUAUCGUUACGUGGUCUUGGAAGAUGAAAGUAAAGUUAAUGGAGAGUAAAUAAGUACUCAAAAGGCAUGCUGUGUAGACUUUACCUUGGCGCCGUUGGAGAAUCUUUUACUUAAAUUACUCACAUUCAUUCAACGCAAGUCUGACCAUAAACGUAUAUGCUAUGUUUUUAGUUAAUACAAUAAAGGACUAGUGUUAUAUUAUCUUGGUAUUUAAUAUAAUAAAUAACUUUAUGCAAUAGCAGCUGGCUUUUGACAAUGUGAAAAAGUUAUGGUAACGGCAAAAUUCUGGAGACAUAUAAGAGCUGUACGGGCAACAGAGUGCUGUCCAAAAAUAACAAGGUGCUGAAAAUGUUUCUGUGGAAGGUCAAGUAUGGUGUUUUUGUCAUUUAACACAAACGUGUUACUGUAUUGGUUGAUAGCGAUGUUUACUUAUUGCAGUUGUCUACAAACCAAACGGCUGCAGUGCCUGAGGUGAGAUUUGAGACAUGAAUCGUCCACGUCCUACUACCACGGCGAUCUCACAUUGGAUCUAAUGGUCGACGAUGUCAACAUUUGCUUCCAACUUACCUUGGUUCCCACAGACAUCGUGGCGCCAGGCAUUAACACAUCCACAGGAUGCGUGAAAAGUUCAAUAGCUACAUAUAUUAGACCUAAUUAUUCACAAUUAUCUUCUUGAUCUCCACUUUGAUGGGUCUUUGCACAUGCAAAUUUCCACACUGAGGGGGUCUAUAUAAAGAGUCGCUGCUGUGGAAGCCUUCAAAUUGCAGACCCGCAAGGUUUUGAACCUUCUAGACAGAGAACAUGACGAAAGCUUAUUCCAUUGCGUGGCUAUCCCAAAGUCACCACACCACAUCGACUAGGCAGGCGUGUACAGAAAAAAACACGGAAACAACUUUCAAACCUCAUAUUCCUUGUUUAGUUCAGUCUCGUCCACCCACAUCAUGCAGCAAAGAAUCUGUACAACCAAAAGCAAACAUUAUGAAGAAAUGCUCGCAAGAUAUGGAGGAGGCAAGACCCGGGCAAGAUUCACCUGCUCGCCUGUUUCACUCCUCUUUCACGACCUUUUCAGAAAGUAGCGGAGAGUCAUCUGGUUAUGAAAGUGAAACUGUUCGAUCAGAAGUCUCAUCUCUAGAAGAAGACGAUGUUGAAAGUGAACCCAGUGUCAACCGCAGAAUGCGAACGAAAUUCACAUCAGAUCAGAUUCACAAACUGGAGAAAAACUUCAGUAAGCACAAGUAUUUGGGUGCUUCUGAGAGACUGAAAGUGUCUGUAAAACUACAUCUCUCUGAAACUCAGGUGAAAACAUGGUUCCAGAACCGAAGAAUGAAAUUAAAGCGUGAGAUGCAAGAUCUGCGUCCAGACUUCUUGAGCCCCGCUCUAAUGCCUCAGAUGAUGUACCAGACCGUUUCUUCUCUCCAGCACUCCAGCUACCCUGUGCAGCAGCUUGCAGUUCCCAUUGACACCACAGAAAACCUGGCAGCACACCAUCUCUUCCCAGAUUUCAUCCAUCAGGCGCCUAUGCAACAAAUGGCAUUCCCUCAGCCAACACUCCACCCUCUGCUGCUGGCUUCACCGUAUUAUUAUUGAGGACUGUAAUACUGUAUAAUUCUAGCUGUUCCACUUGUCUCCUAAAUGCAAUAAUCUUACUAUGUCUUGCACGUGCUUGCUAUGUAGCAGCAUGUAAACGUUUUAGACAUUGCUUUGGGACAAUGAGUAUUGUAUAAAGCAAUACUGAACGUGGUUUUCAUAUUAGUAGUAUUUUAAUUGCCUUCUUUUUGGGUUCUUUUUAGACAUACUGAUAUAAUCCAGUUGACUUCAAUUGGUUUCAAGGAUAAAGUUCCACUGUGUGGACUGUGAUUUUAGCUUGUUCAGAAAUUAAGAAUGUAUGAAUUCAUAUAUUUUUAUUUUUAUAUUUCAGUGUGAAUAUUAAUUUAAACAAAUAUAUUGUUAAUAUGUAUGUAUUUUUUAAGUUUUCAAUAAAACUAUUUAAACAUUCCUUAUUUAAUUUUUAAUUUCUGAGACUGAAAAUUUGGGGCCAUAUUCACAGGGCAACCUAGCAAGAAAAAUACAGAUAUCUGGAAUUAAUUAUUUCAGGAUUUUUCACGUUUUGUUUUCUUUUUAGGAAUGAAAAUCCUCUAUUAACAGCACGGUGAUAAGUGCUUUGUGAAUAGGGCCUUAACUGUCCACAAACUUAUUUAAACACUUGAAUUACAUAUUAUCAUUGGGGGAAGUGUAUUAAUAAACAUAUGACUG